This is a messenger RNA of Microplitis demolitor, 2655 nucleotides long. RefSeq names its product zinc finger CCCH domain-containing protein 3 (gene ZC3H3). The record is from RefSeq and is a predicted model, not a curated record. Gene Ontology annotation, molecular function: metal ion binding. NCBI's taxonomy places the organism in Eukaryota, Metazoa, Arthropoda, Insecta, Hymenoptera, Braconidae. The coding region runs from base 227 to 2479 and encodes 750 amino acids. The transcript has 6 exons. Gene Ontology annotation, cellular component: nucleus.
CCAUAUGAUUCAUCAGAUCAACGUCAGCCAUCUUCAGUUUUCUGCUUCUAUUUGACCUAAAGGACAAAAGUGUCUGUGUCCAGUUAACAUAAACUUAAAUCGUGCUUCGAUAGUACUUAAUAAGUGACAAUAAAUCACUGAUCUUACUGAUGCUUUAAUUAUUUUAAUAUUUUUUAAAAAAUUUUAUUUUUUAUAAAUAUUUACAAAUACUCAGAAGUUGAUCAAGAUGCCAAGUGAAGUAAACGAUAAACCUUUUAAUAUUUACAUAAAUCCGUCUUUUAAUAACCAGCAAAAAAAUUUCAUUCAUAUUAAUCCAAAUGUCCAGUUGAAUGUCGCUGUUCAUUUUAAUCCGAAAAUGGUUAAUUCGUUGUCUGCGUCGCAGUUUAAUAAAAUUAAUCAGCAGCAAAUCCAACACGUCAGACAAUUAAGUCACAAUGUACCUAGUGUACCUGAUGUACUUAGUGUUAAUUCAAAAUUAAAUGUUCAAAAAUCUGUUUACGUAAAUCCAAAAUUAAUCCAACAAUUAAAGUCCAAAGUACCUGAUGUGCAGCAACAAACUCCAAUAUCUAUUUUAUCUCCUAGUAAAUUUGUUAGCAAACAAACUUUGAUAUCGAAAAAUAAUAUCAUUAAUAAUCAUAAUAAUUAUAUUGUUAAUAAUACUAGAAAAUUUUUAAGUAAUAAUGUUAAUAAUAAAAGAGUUUUAAUAAAUAAUAAUAAAAGUUUAAAUAAUAUUAAUACUAAAAGUAUAAAUGUUAAAAAAAGUUCGCCGUCACUGAUUUCGAUAUCAAAGCGUAAAUUAAUUCGCGUAAAACCGGUUACUAAAUUUGUUUUAAACAAUUCACCGGUUAAAAAAAUUCCAGUGGUGGUUAAAAAGUCACCAGUAAAAUUAAACCUGGAGCAAGUUAGGAAAGUGGUGUCGACUAGUCCAGUUACCAAGUCAGUUAGAUUAAGUCCUGUGGAUCAGGCAGCCAAAAAAUUGCCAUCUGCUACCAAAUCACUUAAGCUCAAUAAUUUGAGCCAAUACAAAAAAGUAAAUCCACGUGUCGCUGCUAAGUCAUCCCCAGUUGCUGGGAAAUCGCUUAAGCUAAAUUUGAAUCAGUAUAAAAAAAUAAAUCCACGUGCUGUUACGAAAUCAUCCCCAGUUGCUGUGAAAUUACCCAAGAUCAAUAAUUUUAGUCAAUAUAAGAAAAUAAAUACGCGUGGUCUUGCGGGUACCAGCAGUAGAGUGAAGAGUAAUGUAGGAUGCUCGUCUUCGGAUAAUAAAUAUAAACUUGAUAGGACUAAAGUGGAAAAGAAAAAAAUAGUUAAUAAAAAUCGGAUUUCCAGGUGUAAACCUGCCAGGUCUACAAAUACGAAUUUAAUUAAAAUUGAUGGUGUGAUGUAUAAGUCAUCAAAGUCACAACUUGUUAAGAGCAGUGGCAGUAGUCAAUCAUUAUUGAAAAAAUUCAAUACUGUCAAUCGAAAUAGUAUAAAUAAUUAUCGUAGCAAAAAUAUAUAUAGGCAAAUAAAAUCUAAUAGCAAAAUAACAAAUUUGAAAAGUAUCAGUACAAAAGUAGUUGUGAAUAAAGACUCGGCAACGACAACUACACUAUUGCAAAGAUCUAAUUACAAAAAUUUCCUAAGUAAUCGAGUGAAACAAAGAUCAAUCCAGAUUUUGCGGCACAAAAUGACUAAAAAUAAUCAACCUUGUUUGCUCUUCCAACGGUUUGGAUUCUGCGCUAAAUUCAAUGAAGGAACUUGUCCUAAAGUACAUGACAAAAAACAAGUUGCUCUUUGUAAAAACUUCCUCCAAGGUAAAUGUCUAUUAGAUAAUUGUCGCCUUUCGCAUGACGUCGGCCCGGAAAAAAUGCCAACAUGUAAAUAUUUUCUGGAUGGCUGUUGUGUUCGCGAUUCCUGUCAAUAUCUCCACGUCAAAGUCUCUGCAAAUACUCCAAUAUGUAUACCAUUUUUACAAGGAUACUGUGGAAAGGGUGACCAGUGCAAAGAGCGGCAUACAAACAUCUGCCCGGAGUUUGAAAAAACAGAAAAGUGUUCAAAAGGUAAGAAUUGUCCUUAUCCUCAUAAAUCCUCAACGACAGCACAAAAUCCAAAAGUUUUUACUAAGAAAAAAGCUAAAGCCAUAACCACAUUCAAUAAGCAACCGGCAAUUGAUAACGAAAAAUCAGAUGCUCCUUCGUCUUCCAACGCAUUGUCGAUACGGGAUGAUACUAAAAAACGUUAUUACGAUAAUGAUGAUUGUUUUGACGACACAUUAGCCUCAAAAAAGAUAAAUAUAUUUAAAAAACUAAAAAUAAUAAAGUCACAUUUGUCUGAUUCUGAACAAAAUCAUCCAUCAGUAGCACUUGAUUCAUCUGUUGUCAUUGAAAAUAAUAGUAACGCACAUCAACAGCAACCAGAUAAAUCCUCACAGCCUGAUAGUAUAAAUUUUAGUUUCAAAAGGCAACCAAUUGGACCUUUACCUGCCUAUAUUCCUAUUUGAUGACUUACAUUUCGUUUUACUAUACGGUUACAACUAAAUCUACCAUUAUUUUUUCAUUUUUUUGCUUAUUGUAGGUCUUAAUUUACUAUUAUUAUUAAUUAAUUGAUAAGUAGGCAACAAUUACUAUUAAUAAGAUGUACAAAUUUAUAAGAAAUAAAGAAAUUUUUUUAAGUGAG